This is a messenger RNA of Colletotrichum orchidophilum, 2382 nucleotides long. RefSeq lists its product as uncharacterized. Gene Ontology annotation, molecular function: DNA-binding transcription factor activity, RNA polymerase II-specific; transcription cis-regulatory region binding; zinc ion binding. The record is from RefSeq and is a predicted model, not a curated record. Gene Ontology annotation, biological process: regulation of DNA-templated transcription. Lineage: Eukaryota; Fungi; Ascomycota; Sordariomycetes; Glomerellales; Glomerellaceae. The transcript has 4 exons. Gene Ontology annotation, cellular component: nucleus. Bases 1 to 2382 code for a protein of 793 amino acids.
AUGAUUCCGGCUUCACGCGAGUCACACGACGAGCCUCCCACUCUCCCUGAUGGUUGGUGCUUGGCGUUCCCUUUCAAUCAAGUUGACUUCUCGUCACCACUCGAGAAGAACGCGUGCUCCUCUGUCCCAACCCAAAUUGCCGCUUGCAACGUACUUAAGCUCCUCACCGAGACCGCCAGAGUGCACCCGGGCUCCUCUCACCUUCCCCUCACCUGGAUGGAGGAUCCUCAAUCGCUACGUCCAAAGCAGGCCGCCUGUCUGGUCUGCCGCCGAAGCAAGAUCAAGUGCGACUAUUCUCCGCAUGAGAACAAAUGCAAGAGGUGCAUUCAGCUCGACUCUGAGUGCAUAGAGCAGGCCAUCAAGAGAGCCAGAACCGGUGAACACAACUCUGAAGAUGACAAGGCCAUCGGCAGUCUCCAGGCGCUCCUGGAGGGCUCUCGAAAUCCUCGGUCAACUACCGCCUCCUCUCACUUAAGGCGGGGUUCAUCUCAUUUCAACAGCCCCGACCAACCCGACCUCUCGUCUGACGAAGAUGAUGACCUGGACAACACCCCAGAUAGCAACACUUAUAUGAGCUUGCAUCAUCACAACGAGGAGAGCCUGGCCAUCGACGAUGCCGAGAACCCGCUUCAACUCCUGGCGCGCGCCUCGAACCUGCAGCUUUCGCCCAAGCCCAUCAGCGGCCUCUCGCCCAAGCAGUCAGGUCCCCGCGCCGGGCGCAAGAAGCAGGUCGAACAGCCCGAUGAGGACCUGGAGAUCCAGUCCUUCUUCACCUCUGUUCGCGUCAACUUCGACGUUGGCGACGACAUAGAUCCCAUCACAAUGGGUCUUGUAACUGAAGAAGAGGCAGAAUCGCUGUUUGCUUUAUGGGGACUUGAUCCCAAGAUCUAUACUCCAUCCUUUACGCGUUCGCGGUCUGCAUUCCUGUGCACCUCCAUCAUGGCCGCAUCGGCCCUGUUCCUUCCGUCCGCUGGGGCCUUGUCCAAGAGACUAUCAAAUCAUUGCAAGACCCUCGCACACAGGGUCAUUGCGAAUCGACACAAGUCCGUGGAGAUUGUGCUUGCGUUCAUGGUCAACGUCCCGUGGAUGUUCCCGGGUCAGCAUAGCACUGAUGACGAGACUUGCUGGUAUGUCAACAUGGCUGCCACUAUCGCCAUUGAUCUGUCCUUGAAUAAGCUCCUCAUCCCCACGGAAGUUGUCGGUUCCGGCUCGAACAUGGCCUUGUCCCGCGGAGACUGCCUUGAUCCUCGGGCUGCGCUGGCCAUGGACGGCUUCAGCCACAUAGAACAUACCUCUGAUCUCGGGCAACGCCUCCUUCGGCGCCGUGAGCGUUGCUGGAUUGCCCUCUUCGUUCUCGAAAGAGGCAUGUCUCUCGCUCGCGGUCGGCCCUAUACCGUGCCCAUCACCCGGGUCAUCAAAGACUGCGACCAAUGGCACCGAUCCAGCAUCGCUGACCCCAUGGAUGGCCAUCUAGUCUCCAUGGCUGUCCUUCGCCGAGACCUGGACGGCCUACUCAACACCGUCCGCGCCCUCUGCGACGGUUCGCAGGGAAUAUCCACAGACGGCGGGCUCAUCGCCCAGUCUAUCCAGAGCGCCAUUGAGAGAUUCUUCGAUCAGUGGCUGACCGAAUGGGGCUAUGCCAUAGGAAUUGGCCCCCAACGCCGACUCCCUCCCUACGUGGAGAUUCUCGUCACACACACCAGGCUCUCGACGUACGGAGGCGUCAUCAACCAUCCGACCGCCCCAAUGGAAGUCCGACAAUUCUUCCGCACGGCUGGGCUGUCGUCUGCUGUGACAGUUAUGCGAGCAGCGAUUCAAGGGGAGUCGCAGCUGCAGUCAAUCCCGAACAACACGACAAUCAUGGUCUCAUUCGCAGCCUGUUUCGCGCUGACCCUGAGCGCCUACGCCACGGGCAGCUCCAACUUGGCACCUAGCAUUCGAAACCUCAUUGAAGAAACAGCAGCUGUCUUGGAACGCAUUGGCUCUGCUACAAAGCACAGGAAUGGUUUGUCUACACUGUACGGAAAAUAUCUACGACACAUCGUCAGAAAAGCGGCCACAGCCAUGGACGGCCAGCCUCAAACGAGUAUGCAUCCCGAUCCAACUAUCCCUCGCACCGGUCAGCUCGGAACACCCUCGUCGGCCGUGGCAGCUUCGCCUCCUGUCAACUCGAUAGGGCCACCAGUCUCGCAACCGCCGUACAUGGAGUCGCAGUUAUGGCCUGGAACCCUGCAAUUCUCUGCCAUGUCUGAUGACCAAAUUGCCGAGGUUCUGAACCAGCCAGGCAACGAGUUUGACCCCUCGUUCGCAGGCCUAUCAUGGGACGACAUGAACAACUUCGACUGGUUGAGCUGGCCCAACCUGACAGAGUUUGGUUUCUGA